Messenger RNA from Bradysia coprophila, 1532 nucleotides. RefSeq lists its product as uncharacterized. The record is from RefSeq and is a predicted model, not a curated record. Gene Ontology annotation, molecular function: glucan endo-1,3-alpha-glucosidase activity. Lineage: Eukaryota; Metazoa; Arthropoda; Insecta; Diptera; Sciaridae.
ACAAUUUACAUAAAUAAUUAUCAUUGCUACGACCUUAGAGAAUGAACUUUUCACUUCAUCAUAAAUAGACGUCUUCUUCUGGUAAGGCAGAGAAGUAAAUCAUUUUCAAUAGUUGUUUUACGCGCAUCAUGAAGACGUUACAUUUAAUUGUCAUCGCACUGUGUGCCUUAUUAAAUGAAAGUUAUGCUCAAGCUCCGAAAAAGGUAUUCGCCCAUUAUAUGGUUGGUUUCGCUUUUCCUUCCGAUCAAAACUUCUUCGAUAGCCAAAUUAAGAGGGCGAAAUCUGCUGGCAUCGACGGAUUCGCUUUGAAUGUUGGCAACAACGACUGGCAGCCGGAUAGGGUUGCAAAAGCUCUUGCUGCUGCUCAAAAUAAUGGCAACUUUGUCAUAUUCAUAUCCUUCGACAUGGCAUCGCUUGCAUUUGACAGCAACGCCUUGACUCGUUUCCAUUUUGCUGCCAGGCAUCCGAAUUAUUUCCGUGUGAAUAAUCGACCGUUUUUCUCCACCUUCGCCGGGGAGAAUAACGACCAAUUUUGGAACAGCUGGAAAUCAAGCAGUGGACUGAAUCCAUACUUCUGUCCUAGUUGGCCCAAUUAUCCAACAGCCAAUUUAUUACAAUCACAUUCGGUGGCUGACUGUAUCUUUACUUGGAAUACAUGGCCGGCAUCCAACUCAGGUCCUGAUGCAUCGUUCGACAAUUCUGGUGACAAAAAUCUUCUUGCGAGUGCCAGAGCGACUGGUAAGACAUAUAUGGCACCAGUUGCUCCAUGGUUUUAUACGCACGUUUGGGGACAGGGAUGGUCUAAGCAUUGGAUUUUUAACUCUGAAUUGCUUCUGCCACAACGGUGGCAGCAGAUUGUUGAAUUGCAGCCCGAUUUCGUCGAGUUCGUGACUUGGAAUGAUUAUUCUGAAUCGAGUUAUAUUUGUACGAUAGGCAGUGAUCUCCCUGCAGAUAUGUCAGGAAUAACAGAUAUGAUCAAUAAUCCACAGCCCAUGAAGCAUGACGCUUGGUUAGAUUUAUCCAAACAUUACAUUCAGUGGUACAAGAAUAACGCCAGACCAGCUGUAACGACAGAACAGUUUUAUUGGUGGUAUCGCAUUCAUCCGAAAAAUAAUGUAAAUGGAGAGCCACCGCAGUAUCGUAAUGAUGCUAGAGAUUGUGUCGUCGUUCAUUCGAUUGUAAAGAAUGUGCGUCCCCAGGGAGGUGUGUACACAAUGAUAAUUGAUUUGAAUGGAACGAAAAGCAGGUACACCAUUACGAAGCUUGAGCAGACUGAGUGCAUUCCUUUCCCUGCCAGAGUUGGAUAUGUUACCAUAUCUUUGGAGGGUCCAGAUAAAAAAGUUUGGUGGGCUGAAGGCAAGAAUAUUCCGCAACAGAGCAGUGGCAACAAUUUUAACGCUUUUGUUAAUAGUCACAGUUUUCCGAGUCCUUAGGAUUUAAUUCAGUUCUUGUACCUACAACAAUAUGCUAUACUGAGACGUACUGGAUCUUGGAAAUAUCAAGUGGUUAAAUACAAUGUUAUCGGAAAGAUA